Colletotrichum aenigma is the source of this 774-nucleotide messenger RNA. It is a transcript of the gene SAT7, whose product is annotated as FAD-dependent monooxygenase SAT7. The transcript is spliced from 3 exons. The record is from RefSeq and is a predicted model, not a curated record. The coding region runs from base 1 to 774 and encodes 257 amino acids. NCBI's taxonomy places the organism in Eukaryota, Fungi, Ascomycota, Sordariomycetes, Glomerellales, Glomerellaceae. Gene Ontology annotation, molecular function: FAD binding.
AUGGCUGUACCGUUCAAAGUCAUCAUCGCUGGUGGAGGACUUGCCGGCUGUCUCCUCGCCAAUGGACUGGUCAACAAUCGUGUCGAUGUGUCGGUCUACGAGCGGGACGCGGAAGACACAAAACGAGAAGGAUUCCAAAUUCGGCUCGGCGAGAGCGCGCUGGCAGGGUUCCGAGCGUGUCUGAAGCCAUCCGAAAUUGCAACAAUUCAGUCGAAGUUCAGCCAAAUGUCAUCGACAGGACUCACCGCACCAGCGAUAUGUAACACGAAGUUCCAGACCGUGCUUGAUCUCGGGCAGCUGCCUUCGUACGCGGCAUCGUGGGGCAUCAAUCGGGUGGUCCUCCGCGAUAUUCUAGUCAACCCACUGAAAGCAAAGGGGUGUCUUCACUUCGGGAAAGCCUUUGAGGGAUACGAAAUUAUUAAAGAUGUAGCCGGGCAAGAAACCGUCCUAGUUCACCUCGCGGAUGGAUCCACGGAUACAUGCGAUUUGUUGAUCGGGGCAGACGGCAGCAAUUCGAGAAUUAACAAACAGGUCGGAGCUCGCAAUCUGGUCCCGGUUGACAGCCACAUAAUGAUUCUCAGCAAAGGACCGUUACCACAGGAAUGGACUGAGAAGCUGCCACCACGUUCGCUAAAAAGUCCAGUCAUUGUAUGGGCAGGCGGCAUUUCUAUGUACUACGCACUGUUCUUGCCAAAGGCUGCGCAGCCAGCCGAUGAUUCAGAGAGCGGACCAAAAUAUAACGUGAAAGAGGCUUCCUUUUACUGGGGCUUCUGA